This is a messenger RNA of Coccidioides posadasii C735 delta SOWgp, 938 nucleotides long. RefSeq lists its product as uncharacterized. The record is from RefSeq and is a predicted model, not a curated record. Gene Ontology annotation, cellular component: endoplasmic reticulum. Gene Ontology annotation, biological process: peptidyl-proline hydroxylation to 4-hydroxy-L-proline. Gene Ontology annotation, molecular function: iron ion binding; procollagen-proline 4-dioxygenase activity; L-ascorbic acid binding. NCBI's taxonomy places the organism in Eukaryota, Fungi, Ascomycota, Eurotiomycetes, Onygenales, Onygenaceae.
GAUGAUUCCCCCAGGGCUCCAAACUAAACUCAAUCAUGCCGCCAAAAUCUAAGCCCAAAGCUACUAAUAACCCAAAGUCCAAGUCGUCCUCCGAACCCACCAAGAGCCAUCGACAAGAACCGGCCACGCCGAACUGGCCGCCGCUCAAGCCAUUGAUCCCGUCCUCCGACCUCGCGCUCGAGACAGUCCUUUCAGAUCAAAUCUACGUUGUUAGAAAUUUAUUUACUUCCACCCUCUGCAAGAACUACGUGUCUUUCCUCUCCACCCUGCCAUUGGUUACGACCCCCGGACGACCGAAAAGGGGAGAUGCAGUAAGGGUGAAUGAUCGCUUCCAGGUUGAUGACCUGAUGUUUGCAGAGAGAUUGUGGAAGGAGACGGCAUUGAGCCAGGUAGUUUUGGGACAAUCGGCAGACGCUGACAGUGCCGAGGGGAAGGACUUGUGGGGUGGGGAAGUUCUUGGAUUGAAUCCAAAUAUCAGGGUGUAUAGAUAUUCGAAGGGGCAGUUUUUUGGACAGCAUUAUGAUGACUCGGUAUCACUUCACCUCCCUUCCUUAGCGGACCGGUCUCUCCCAGGUAAAACGACCUGGACGCUUCUGAUUUAUUUGACUACCUGCACAGGUGGAGAGACGGUGUUCUAUCCCGAACCGGUUCUUUCCUCGAAGAAGAAUGGCUCAAAAUCUAAGCCUUUGAAAGACAACAAUGUUGAUAUGGACCCAAUCGCCGUGGAGUUGGAGGUUGGUAUGGCGCUGCUCCACCGUCAUGGUGAUAAAUGUCUGCUUCAUGAAGGUAGAGAGGUCAAGCAAGGCGAGAAGUGGGUGAUAAGGAGUGAUUUAGUUGUCAGGAGAUGAGAGAUAUUCUGCGGGGGUACCCAAAGAAGGCUAUGAUGAGGGUAGACAAAUGUCCACUAGAUAUAUGGGAAGUAUAUCGGGCGAUCCCAG